Molecule: messenger RNA, 609 nt
Organism: Adineta ricciae
Lineage: Eukaryota; Metazoa; Rotifera; Eurotatoria; Adinetida; Adinetidae
Source: the annotation of a GenBank genome assembly
AUGGAAACAUUUUUCGAAUAUGAACCUAUGAAUCAAUAUCUGAAAACCAAAAUACCCGAUGAACUUGACAUGUCUUGGCUGAAACAUGUCCUACAACGCGCUAAAUCUGACAAGAUAAGUUUAGCUUUGUACGAUUCGAAGAAUACUCGAUCUUUACCUAUUGCUUACGCACUCAAUCAUCAUGAUAAACGAGAUGACGACGAUUCCGAUAUUCUUUAUUCUAUUUUAAAUCCCCAAUAUGUACAUAAACAUGAACACAUUAGUGGAAUUCUGACAAAACUACAUGAAGAUAUUGAUCUAUUCGAACAAUUCCAUUGUAGCAAUCUAUUCCAUGUUUAUCUUCUUGGUGUUGAUCCUAUUUAUCGACAGAAUCGUUUAGCUAGUCAAUUAAUCGAUUCUUGUGUUCAAUUUGCAACGGAUAAACAUUUCGAUUUGAUUUACGCUGAUGUUACUGGUGAUUACUCUCUCAAUGCGUUUCUUAAACAGAAAUUUCAAACGAUCAAAACGAUUGAUUAUGCAUCAUAUGAAAAUCUCUAUCGCGAAAAGACAUUUGAAAACAUUUUACAUAAAGGUUGUUCAAUUGUUGUCAGAGAUCUUCGAAAUGAAUAA